AACCACUUGACCUGAACCGCGAAAGAAACCGUCAAAAAUUAUUGCAACCCGUGAGCUCCAACCGUCUUCCUCACUUCUUCUUCUCUCGAUCUCUCUCCGCUCGCCGGCGGUUCUCGCCGCCAUCUUCUUGGCUGACUCUCUCUCUCUCUCUCUUCCCCGCCAUCCCCACAACCGCACUUAACCAUAACAAGAUCAAUAAAGAAGCUCCUGAAGAACCCACGCAUUCCAAAUCCCGAACAGAGAGAGAGAGAGUGACAGAGAGAUGAAAAGGGACCGCAUUAGCGGAAGUGCGAUUCUUGAAGUCCACCUGAUCUCGGCCCAGAACGUGAAGCCGCCUCCGGCCAACAUGCGCCGCACCGAGACUUACUCCCUCGUCUGGGUCGACCCCGCCACCAAGCUCCGUACCCGCCUCGACCGGGUCGGCUCUGAUAACCCCACCUGGAAUGACAAGUUCUUCUUCUGGGUCGGCCCGGACUUCCUCUCCAGCGACACCUCCAGCGUCACCGUCGAGAUCUACGCCGUCGGGUUCAUCCGCGACUACCUGGUCGGCUCCGUGCGGCUGCUCCUGAGCACCGUCCUCUCUUGGCCCGAUUUCGUGGGUAAUAGCAAACUCCCUUAUUUCACGGCCGUCAGCAUUCGCCGUCCUUCCGGCAAGAUACAUGGAGUUCUCAACAUCGGAAUAAUGCUGACCAACGGCUUCGACUUCACGGCCCUGAAAGGAGCGUCCGCGAUCGGCCACUGGUUGAUUCUUAUGGUGAAACUUGAACCGAGUUUGAAUACAACUUCGUGA
Molecule: messenger RNA, 790 nt
Organism: Rhodamnia argentea
Lineage: Eukaryota; Viridiplantae; Streptophyta; Magnoliopsida; Myrtales; Myrtaceae
Exons: 3
Coding region: 263-790 (175 amino acids)
Biological process (GO): defense response
Source: RefSeq, a predicted model, not a curated record